AUGCUGUUAAAAUCUAUUCUUGUAAUACUAUCAUUUACAGCAAUUGUUUCAUUUAUUAAUGCAACAUGUCCAGAAUUUAUGAAAAAUCAAACGGCAUGUACAUGUGUUGAUUAUAUGGAUGGACCAGUUAUAAAAUGUUAUGGUCCAACAGGACCAACUAUUGUUGAUAAAUUGAAAAAAAAACCUAUGGAAAUUAGAGAAUUGGUUAUUGAGAAAGCAAAUAUUAUUGAAAUUGGUGGACGUGCCUUUAAAAAUUUAAAGAUAAAAAAACUUGUUCUUGAUAAUAAUAAAAUUAAAUUUAUUCAUCAAGAUGCUUUUAAAGGAUUAGAAAAUGUUUUAAUUGAUCUUUCAAUUAAUAUGAAUAAACUUCCUGAAAUACCAACAAAAGCAUUGGAACAUCUUAAAAUUUUAUCAAUAUUAUCACUUCGUUGUAAUAUGAUCUCAGAUAUUAAUGGUAUUGCUUUUAAAUCAAAAAUGAACUUAAUUGAUUUAAAUCUCAGUUGUAAUCAAAUUUGUGACAUUCAUAAAGAUGCUUUUAUUAAUAUUAAACAUUCAAUACAAAAUCUUGUUUUUGAUCAAAAUUGUUUAAAAAAAAUUCCAAGUGAAUCUAUAAAAAAUAUGGAUAAUCUUAUUGGAUUACAUUUUAAAUAUAAUAAUAUAAAAAAAAUUGAAAGUGGUGAUUUGAAAAAUCUCCCAUCACUUAAUAUUAUAACAGGAACUGGAAAUAAAAUUGAAACAAUUGAGAAAGAUGUUGUUGAAAAAAAUAACACUAUUAAAUAUAUUUAUUUUAGUGAUAAUGCAAUUACUAAAUUGGAAGAUUGCAAUUUGGAAAAUUUUAAAGAAGUUGAAGUUGUUGAUUUAAGUUUUAAUAAAAUAUCUGAAGUUCCUACAAAUAUUUUUUCAAAAUUGGAACGUCUUCAACAUCUUAAUCUUGAAGCUAAUGCUAUAAGAGAUAUUUCAAAUGGUGCUUUUGAUGGCAUUCCAUUACUUCUUUUAUGGCUUCCACACAAUUGUCUUUCAAUGAUUUCAGCAUCAAUGUUUAAAGGAGCUCUAUUUUUGAGACAAGUAUCAUUAGCUCACAAUAAUAUACAUGUUGUUCAACCUCUUUCAUUUGCUCAUUUAGCUAAUUUACAUACACUUGAUUUAUCAUUUAAUAAAAUUAAAAAUCUUCAACCAGGAGCAAUUGAUGGAUCAGAUUAUUUAACAGUUAGAUUACAAGAAAAUCCAAUGGUAUGUUCACAAGAUGGUUUCCAUGUUAUGAAUGGACAUGAUGCUAUAAAUCUUACAACUGAACCAAAUAAUAUUUGUAAAGCUGAACAUAAUAAUGAUUUUAUUGAUAUUUGUCCUAAAAAAAUAUCACCACCUGGUCCACAAGCAUGUUGUAUAAAAAAAACAAAUAAACCAACAACUACAACAACACCAGAACCAAAAAAAUCUAAAAUUAUUUUAUCAACAAUUAAACCAAAAGUAAAAUUACUUGAUAUGCAUCCACAACAAAUAACUUUAGAUAGUGCUGGUACAAAUAUGCAUAUUAAAAGAAGAAAAUUUAAUAUGGAACGUUUUUGGAGAUUAUCUAAACGACCAACAGAACCAUUAACUGGUGUAGUAAAAAAUAUUGAAACAACACCAGAGCCAAAAUCAAUUGAUGAGGAUAAACAGAGUUUAGUUCCAGGUGAACAUAAUGAAUUUGUAACAGUACCAAUAAGUGAUGGUAAACGUAAAUCAGAAGAUUCCAAUUUCAAUGUUGAUGCUCAAGUAUCUACAGUUGAAAAAGAUGUUCAUGUCGCACUAACAGCCUAA
Molecule: messenger RNA, 1800 nt
Organism: Strongyloides ratti
Lineage: Eukaryota; Metazoa; Nematoda; Chromadorea; Rhabditida; Strongyloididae
Product: Leucine-rich repeat and Leucine-rich repeat, typical subtype-containing protein
Exons: 1
Coding region: 1-1800 (599 amino acids)
Molecular function (GO): protein binding
Source: RefSeq, a predicted model, not a curated record